Messenger RNA from Panicum hallii, 739 nucleotides. RefSeq lists its product as uncharacterized. The record is from RefSeq and is a predicted model, not a curated record. The transcript has 3 exons. Bases 76 to 354 code for a protein of 92 amino acids. NCBI's taxonomy places the organism in Eukaryota, Viridiplantae, Streptophyta, Magnoliopsida, Poales, Poaceae.
CACACCAUGGCCUCGCAGGUCGCAGCUAUUUAAUCCUGACGCAUCGUCAAGCCAAGAGUCAGACACGCUCCUGAGAUGGAAACCAUGGCGAGGCUGGCAGCCGGCCGGUUGCUGGUGAUCCUGCUCGCUCUCCAUCUCCUCGUCGCGUCCGUUCACGCAGCUCGUUUCACAAGGGGCUUCAGAGCGAGGAUGGUUGAGGCUCCAGCGUUAGAGGGCGCUGAAGAUGCAGCAGAGGACAAUUGGAGAAGCAACACAUUGGUUGAAGAGGUGUUUGGAAGGAUGGCUUUGCAGAUAACUGACUACCCUGGUUCAAGCCCGAAUGAUCGUCACACACCAAAAGCCCCGGGCCCAUGAUCAAUGACAAAGACAAAUCGCCAGCUAUUGCUGAACCGUGAUGAUGUGUACAGAGUUUAGAAAACUCAUCAUCGGUUGUCUAUCAGCUAGUAAAAAUAGUAGCAACCUUCAAGUGUAAAUUCGUAGCGCGAACGUUUCGUUAAGAUUUGUAGCCUGACUCCUGCCUGAAUUCUUACGUAGUAGCAUCACAGUCCAAAGAAAUACACAGAAAGCUCUCUGUUUGAGAGCAGGGCUCGAUGAAUAUUCUGCUACUUAGAUUAAGGAGUUGUAUGAUUGAAGUAUCUGCAAAUUGUCUGGAUAGACAGGUACACACUGAACUUUCAGACCUUCAGUAGCAUCUGAUCAGUUGUUAAACAAUGACGUCUGACCAUAUAUUCCUCCAAAA